AUGGCAGCCCUGGCGGCCAAAGUAUCCAAGAAGCGGGCAGCAGCUGAAGGUCUCGGCUCCAACCAAAAAGCUGUGAAGUACUUGGGCCAGGACUUCCAGACCCUGAGGCAACAGUGCUUGGACUCAGGGGUCCUGUUUAAGGACCCAGAGUUCCCAGCAUGCCCAUCAGCCUUGGGGUACAGGGACCUUGGACCACUCUCUCUGCAAACUCAAGGCAUUGUCUGGAAACGACCCACGGAAUUGUGUUCCAGCCCUCAGUUUAUCAUUGGUGGAGCUACUCGAACAGACAUUUGUCAAGGUGGUCUAGGUGACUGCUGGCUUCUGGCGGCCAUUGCCUCCCUCACCUUGAAUGAAGAGCUGCUGUACCGAGUUGUUCCUAAGGAUCAGAGCUUCCAGGAGAACUAUGCCGGAAUCUUUCACUUUCAGUUCUGGCAGUACGGCGAGUGGGUUGAGGUGGUCAUUGAUGACAGGCUGCCCACCAAGGAUGGGGAGCUUCUUUUCCUGCACUCUGAAGAAGGCAGUGAGUUCUGGAGCGCUCUUCUGGAGAAAGCCUAUGCCAAACUCAAUGGUUCUUAUGAAGCUCUUGCUGGAGGGUCCACAGUCGAAGGGUUUGAGGAUUUCACGGGCGGCAUCUCUGAGUUUUAUGACCUGAGGAAGCCACCAGCCAACCUGUAUCAGAUCAUCCGGAAGGCCCUCCGCGCUAGGUCUCUACUGGGCUGCUCCAUUGAUGUCUCCAGUGCAGCUGAAACAGAAGCCAUCACUAGCCGGAGGCUGGUUAAGAGUCAUGCAUACUCUGUCACAGGGGUUGAAGAGGUGGAUUUCCGUGGCCAUCCAGAGAAGUUGAUCCGACUCAGGAAUCCGUGGGGCAAAGUGGAGUGGACAGGAGCCUGGAGUGAUGAUGCAUCAGAGUGGAAUUACAUAGACCCCAUGCUGAAGGAAGAGCUGGACAAGAAAGCUGAAGAUGGGGAGUUUUGGAUGUCCUUUUCAGAUUUCUUGAGGCAGUUCUCUCGGCUGGAGAUCUGCAACCUGUCCCCUGACUCGCUGACCAGCGAGGAGGUGCAGAAGUGGAACCUGGCCCUAUUCAAUGGCCGCUGGGCACGUGGCUCCACCGCCGGGGGCUGCCAGAACUACCCAGCCACUUACUGGACCAAUCCUCAGUUCAAAAUCCGUUUGGACGAGGUGGAUGACAGCCAUGAGGAGAGUGCUGCUGAACCCUGCUGCACAGUGCUGCUGGGUCUGAUGCAGAAAAAUCGCAGGCGACAGAAGAGGAUAGGACAGGGCAUGCUCAGCAUCGGCUAUGCAGUCUACCAGGUUCCCAAAGAGCUGGAGAGCCACACUGACCGACACCUGGGCCGGGACUUCUUUCUGUGCCACCCGCCCUCAGCCCGCUGUAGCACCUAUGUCAACCUGCGUGAGGUCUCUGGUCGGGCCUCUCUCCCCCCAGGGGAAUACCUGGUGGUUCCGUCCACUUUUGAGCCCUUCAAGGAUGGCGAGUUCUGCUUGAGGGUGUUUUCGGAGAAGAAGGCCACCGCCCUGGAAAUUGGAGAUGUGGUAGAUGGAAACCCACAUGAGCCACACCCCAGUGAGGUGGAGCAAGAAGACAACCAGUUCAAGAGCCUGUUUGAGAAGCUGUCAGGGCAGGACUCAGAGAUCAGUGCCAGUGAGCUCAAGACUGUUCUGGAUGGGGUGUUUUCCAAACGAGGAGACAUAAAAUUUGAUGGAUUCAGCAUCAACACUUGCAGAGAAAUGAUCAGCCUUUUGGAUAGCAAUGAGACAGGCACCUUGGGACUGGUGGAGUUCAAGACACUCUGGUUGAAGAUUCAGAAAUAUCUGGAGAUUUACCAAGAAACUGAUUAUAACCACUCAGGGACCAUUGAUGCCCAUGAGAUGAGGACAGCUCUCAAGAAGGCAGGUUUCACCCUCAACAACCAGGUGCAGCAGACCAUUGCCAUGCGGUAUGCAAACAGCAAACUCAGCAUUGACUUUGAUGGCUUCGUUGCUUGUAUGAUCCGCCUGGAGAGCCUCUUCAAGAUGUUCAAACUUCUAGACAAGGACAAGAAUGGCAUCAUCCAGCUUUCUCUGGCUGAGUGGCUGUGCUGUGUGUUAGUCUGA
Orycteropus afer afer is the source of this 2112-nucleotide messenger RNA. RefSeq names its product calpain 8 (gene CAPN8). The transcript has 21 exons. Gene Ontology annotation, biological process: proteolysis. Gene Ontology annotation, cellular component: cytoplasm. The record is from RefSeq and is a predicted model, not a curated record. NCBI's taxonomy places the organism in Eukaryota, Metazoa, Chordata, Mammalia, Tubulidentata, Orycteropodidae. Gene Ontology annotation, molecular function: calcium-dependent cysteine-type endopeptidase activity; calcium ion binding. The coding region runs from base 1 to 2112 and encodes 703 amino acids.